GGCCGCCAACGGGCCCGGGCGCGCGCGGGUGAGAGGAGAGGAGAGGAGAGGAGGGCCCGCACCCGCGGGGGGAGAGGUCGCCUUGGCCCACGCGAGGAGUUCUUCGGGGAGCCGGCUGUGCGCGAACCGCCGCCGGGCCCCACCCGGGGCUGCUGGGCCCGGUGUGAACGGUGUCCACAAGCCUAAUGAGGUGGCGUGACGUCACGGCAGCGCUGUGAUGUCAAUAAGUCCUGGCUUGGAGGUAGGAGGUGGAUCAGCAAGCAAGUGGUGGUGUGAAGCUCUUCCACCUUCCUCGGAAGCGCCUGUUCCUGCAUCGGGUGGACGUCGCCUCUGAACCAGCUCGUGGAAGGAUUUAUUGAAGACCUGGUGUAAUGGCCAUGCAAAUGCAAUAUGAAGCAAAUGCAGAUACAUCAGCAGAGGAAGAGAGCUUUGGUCCCCAGCUGAUAUCUAGGCUGGAGCAAUGUGGUAUACAUGCAAACGAUGUGAAGAAGUUAGAAGAAGCUGGAUUUCACACAGUUGAGGCUGUUGCUUAUGCACCCAAGAAGGAGCUACUUAAUAUUAAAGGCAUCAGUGAAGCGAAAGCUGACAAAAUCUUGGCAGAAGCAGCUAAACUAGUUCCGAUGGGUUUUACCACAGCAACAGCGUUCCAUCAGCGGAGGUCAGAGAUCAUCCAGAUAACCACUGGGUCCAAAGAGCUCGAUAAACUGCUUCAAGGGGGAAUAGAGACAGGGUCCAUAACGGAGCUGUUUGGGGAAUUCCGCACUGGGAAGACACAGCUGUGUCAUACACUGGCAGUAACCUGUCAACUUCCCAUUGACCGAGGCGGUGGCGAAGGAAAGGCUAUGUACAUUGACACAGAAGGCACGUUCCGUCCUGAACGUCUGCUUGCUGUGGCUGAAAGGUAUGGCUUAUCUGGCAGUGAUGUUCUUGAUAACGUAGCGUAUGCUCGAGGGUUUAACACAGACCAUCAGACCCAGCUCCUGUAUCAGGCAUCUGCUAUGAUGGCAGAAUCAAGGUAUGCAUUGCUGAUAGUGGACAGUGCCACAGCCCUUUACAGAACUGAUUACUCUGGCCGGGGUGAGCUGUCAGCCAGGCAGAUGCACCUGGCUAGAUUUCUGCGGAUGUUGCUUCGACUUGCAGAUGAGUUUGGUGUAGCAGUUGUGAUCACAAACCAGGUGGUAGCACAGGUCGAUGGAGCAGCCAUGUUUGCUGCAGACCCUAAAAAACCUAUUGGAGGGAACAUCAUAGCACAUGCCUCAACCACCAGGCUGUAUCUGAGGAAAGGUCGAGGUGAAACCAGAAUAUGCAAGAUUUAUGACUCUCCUUGCCUUCCUGAGGCUGAAGCCAUGUUUGCUAUUAAUGCUGAUGGUGUUGGAGAUGCUAAAGACUGAGAAACCCAUUCCAUUUCAUUUGUAACUUGAGUCUUCUGGCCACAGGAGGCUGCAUUCCCUUUAUGAUUUCAACUCUUAGUUGCUCCCUUGCAGUCGCCAUGAAAAGGCUGUCUGAGGAAACUGUCACAGCUUAGCAGACACAUCUGAGACGCAUCAGGUGCAGCUAACUGGUUGGUGGAAUAUUUUCUUCUUGGGGCUGCAGUUGCACAACACUCUAACAUGGUUUCUUCAGAAAAUGCAGGGGAUUUGUGGUCUCCAUAGGCAUCAUUCAACAGUAACUGCUACCAAGUUGGAUCCUUAGGUGGCUAUAAUGCAAGUAUUGUGACUGCACUUCGCAACAAUUCACAAUUUUGCAAGGUUCAUGGGUUUGUCAAGUGUGAAGAGUAGUAACUUAAACAUUUUCCCAGUUUAAUGAUUAAUGACAAAAAAGCAAAACAGUGCUGCAGAUUAAAAGUAUAAUAAUGGUGUUUCAGAUUGAUCACAAUCUAUUUCUUCUACUAAUUCAUUUGUUAUGGAUACUGCAAAUAUGCUGGUUUUGUCAGUAGCUAUUUUUUUUCUUUUAUCUCAGAACUGUAUGAGAAUCCUGCUUUUAAUAAAGAGUUGUGAAAAAUACUGAUUAUAUUAGUGGUCUCAGCAAGACAUCAAUUAAGACCAGUGGAGUUUUCAGAAUUGGCGAAACUGCUUUUGACAAUGUAUCUUCCCAUAGUAAUCUCCUAAGAACCAGCUAGUGACUCUGUUCAGCUUCUGAGACUUCAUGAGCUUGCAUUUUGACUUGGUUUGAUGUGAGAGAAUGUACUUCUUCAAGAAAAGGCCACCUUAUGAAGAUGGGUGGUGAUGCUGGCUCUUCAUUUCCCAGUAAAUAACUACUUAGCUUUAUUAUGUAGCUUCAACUGCACCAAAAGGUAAAAUGUCAUCUUCCCCCCCCCCCACACUCUCUUGUUAAGUACUUUAUUCUUUCCUCUUAUGUGUUUUGAAAAUGUUUAUCAUCCUAGAAUGUCAAUUAUUUGUACCGCCUUGUCUGUUUGCGCUCUAUGAUUAAAUUCACCCU
Molecule: messenger RNA, 2439 nt
Organism: Alligator sinensis (Chinese alligator)
Lineage: Eukaryota; Metazoa; Chordata; Crocodylia; Alligatoridae
Gene: RAD51
Product: RAD51 recombinase
Exons: 11
Coding region: 372-1391 (339 amino acids)
Biological process (GO): mitotic recombination-dependent replication fork processing; mitotic recombination; reciprocal meiotic recombination
Cellular component (GO): condensed nuclear chromosome
Molecular function (GO): double-stranded DNA binding; DNA strand exchange activity; ATP-dependent DNA damage sensor activity
Source: RefSeq, a predicted model, not a curated record